GGCUUUUGUUUGGAUUGCAGCGUGCAAAAUUACAGCUGUUCAGAGGAGACUCAUUACAACUCCUGCUGAAGUCCUUAUCUUCCUCCCUUCUCUUCUGCCCCUACCCCCUACCCUCAUUGGCCUGAAGACAUUGUACCCAGAGUUUGCCUUACUCCCCUGGUGCUAUGUGUAUGGUAAACCUGGUACUAUGGCCGCAUCUGGGACUGGCCAGACAACUGCUGCUGGUUCUCCCUAUUCCAAGAAGGAUUUAAAGGGGAAUUGCACUGCAGGCAAUGCACCAGAGCAGCAGCAGCAGGAGCUUGGGGACUAAGGCUCCUCGGGCGUUAUUGCAGACACACAGAGCUGACCGCAAUGACAGCAGCUGCUCCUUUGAACUGUUGGCAGCAGCCAAGCGGCAGCAUGAAGUGAAAGAUCACUCCUGAGCUCAAGAUGAACUCUACCUUGGAUGGUAAUCAGAGCAGCCACCCUUUUUGCCUCUUGGCAUUUGGCUAUUUGGAAACUGUCAAUUUUUGCCUUUUGGAAGUAUUCAUUAUUGUCUUUCUAACUGUGUUGAUUAUUUCUGGCAACAUUAUUGUGAUUUUUGUAUUUCACUGUGCACCUUUGUUGAACCACCAUACUACAAGUUAUUUUAUCCAGACUAUGGCAUAUGCUGACCUCUUGGUUGGGGUAAGCUGUCUGGUCCCGUCUUUAUCACUCCUCCACUACCCGCUUCCAGUAGAGGAGUCCUUGACUUGCCAGGUAUUUGGUUUUGUAGUAUCAGUUCUGAAGAGUGUCUCCAUGGCCUCUCUGGCCUGUAUCAGCAUCGAUAGAUAUAUUGCCAUCACUAAACCUUUAACCUAUAAUACCCUGGUUACGCCCUGGAGACUUCGUCUGUGUAUUUUCCUGAUUUGGCUAUACUCCACCCUGGUCUUCCUGCCUUCCUUUUUCCACUGGGGCAAACCUGGAUAUCAUGGAGAUGUGUUUCAGUGGUGUGCGGAGUCCUGGCACACUAACCCCCACUUCACCCUGUUCAUCGUGAUGAUGUUGUAUGCCCCAGCAGCCCUCAUUGUGUGCUUCACCUAUUUCAACAUCUUCCGCAUCUGCCAGCAGCACACAAAGGAAAUCAGCGAAAGGCAAGCCCGCUUCAGCAGCCAGAGUGGGGAGACUGGGGAGGUGCAGGCCUGUCCCGAUAAGCGCUAUGCUAUGGUCCUGCUCCGAAUUACUAGUGUGUUUUACAUCCUCUGGUUGCCAUACAUCAUCUACUUGUUAUUGGAGAGCUCCACUGGCCACAGCAACCGCUUCGCAUCCUUCUUGACCACCUGGCUUGCUAUUAGUAAUAGCUUCUGCAACUGUGUCAUUUAUAGUCUUUCCAACAGUGUCUUCCAAAGGGGACUAAAGCGCCUCUCAGGGGCCAUGUGUACUUCUUGUGCAAGUCAGAUGAUAGCUAAGGACGCUUACACAGUUAGAAGCAAAGGCCCCCUUAAUGGAUUUCAUGUCUGAAGUGAUUCAGAUAUAGGGUUACUGUGUGGUGCCUGUGUGUGUGUGUAUGUGUGUGUGUGUGUUUCCUUUUUAUCUUUUUGUAUUUCUAGUUCACUGGGAAAUAUGGGACAAAAUAAUUUGACUCUAAGCAAUAGCUAACAAAUGACCCAUCCAAAAUACCUUUUAUGUUUGCAGAAAUGAUUUUUUUUUUUAAUGCUUUUGAAUAAGGAGAAUUAGGACCAUGAAGAUAAAUUGCUCUUGGUUCCAAUUUUCAUAAUGUCAUGGAAAUGACUGUAUUUCUCAGGCUUAAAACGAAUAAAGCCAUAUCUAACACC
This is a messenger RNA of Hippopotamus amphibius kiboko, 1793 nucleotides long. RefSeq names its product G protein-coupled receptor 21 (gene GPR21). The transcript has 2 exons. Gene Ontology annotation, biological process: G protein-coupled receptor signaling pathway. Gene Ontology annotation, molecular function: G protein-coupled receptor activity. Gene Ontology annotation, cellular component: membrane. NCBI's taxonomy places the organism in Eukaryota, Metazoa, Chordata, Mammalia, Artiodactyla, Hippopotamidae. The record is from RefSeq and is a predicted model, not a curated record. The coding region runs from base 430 to 1479 and encodes 349 amino acids.